AUGUUUAUUAGCAGCUUCGAAUAUACGACGGAGGCAUGUGGGUUCUCAAACCUGGAGAACUUGAAGCGACUGCAGGACUGUUUGCAAGGCGACGCGCUCGAAGCAGUGAGGAGUCGGCUCGUUCUGCCGAAUUCCGUUCCGAACGUGAUUUGUGACCUACGGAAUCUAUUCGGAAGGCCGGAGAAGCUGCUGAAGUCGCUGCUGACGAAAGUGAGGAACGCUCCAGCGCCGAGAGCUGAUCGACUGGAGAUGUUCGUUAAUUUUGGGAUUACGGUGAAGCAGUUGUGCGACCAUCUUGAGGCUGCGCGACUCAACGAUCAUCUUAAUAACCCGAUGCUAGUACAGGAGUUGGUCGACAACUUACCACCGAGUUACAAACUGGAUUGGGUGCGGUACAAGCGAGGAAAGGAAGAUAGUCCGCUGAGGAUGUUCACGGAUUUCAUGACUGAAAUAGUAUCCGACGUGUCCGAGGUGACGGAGUUUUCUACGCUGUCGGUGAACGAGCGAGCGUCGCAUGGGCGAGAGAAUCCUAGAAAGAAGGAGUUUGUGCAUGUGCACGACUCUGAGCAGAAGCAGAGCGAAGAACUACGCAGAGAGGUGGUCAGCCGUCCUUGUUGGAUUUGUAGGCGGACGGAUCACAUGAUCAAGAGCUGCGGUGAGUUCAAGCGGAUGAAUAUUGCAGAACGGCUAAAAGAAGUGGAGAAGCAGAAACUCUGCGGAGUCUGCCUCAACAAACACGGUGGAAAUCGAUGCUUCUCAAAGAUCCGAUGUAUGGUGCGGAAUUGCCAAGGCAACCACCAUUCUCUUUUGCAUCGGGUUGAAGAAUCGGUGCAAUUGCAGAGAGCAAAAUCAGAUUGCACGGUGAUUUUCCGGAUGAUGCCGGUGACACUUCAUGUUGGUAAGCGGCAGUACGACACCGUCGCCUUCCUGGACGAAGGAUCGUCUGCUACGUUGGUGGAUGAUGGGGUGGCCAAACGGCUGGAGGCAGAAGGGACUCUCGAGCCGCUGAUAGUCACGUGGACCGGAAACAUCAACCGGUAUGAGAACGAUUCCCGUAGUGUUGAAAUGAUGAUGUCGGCGAAGAGAUCUAAGGAAAAAUUUCCGCUAUUCAACACACGAACGGUGUCCGAGUUGCAGCUACCGCAACAGGAAGUACGGUAUCAUGACGUGGUGAACCGGUAUUCGCAUCUUACUGGAGUGCCGGUGAAGGAUUUUCCGUCCGGACUGCCGACGAUUCUGGUCGGUUUGGACAACCUCCAUCUUUUCGCGCCGUUGGAGUCACGGGUUGGGAAACCGAACGAACCCAUCGCCGUGCGGUCGAAAAUGGGAUGGACAAUCUAUGGUUCCGAGAAGCUGAAGCCUAGCGUGAAGACUUACCUGAACCUCCAUUCUGUCACACCGGUAAGCAAUCAAGAGCUCCAUGAUUUGAUGCGGGAGCAGUACGUGUUGGAUGAGAAGGCGAUUACAUCGUUUGCCGUACCAGAACCGGCGGAGGAGAAGCGGGCUCGAGAGAUUCUCGAAACAACAACGAAACGAAUUGGCGAUCGUUUCGAGACGGGUCUGCUGUGGCGAGAAGACGUGCGGUGGUUUCCUGACAGCUAUCCGAUGGCCAUGCGAAGAAUGAAAGCACUUGAACGAAAUCUAGAGAAGGAUCCAGCGUUGAAACGAAAUGUGUGCCAACAAAUUAAGGACUAUCAGCUCAAGAGAUACGCACAUAAGAUCAGCGUAGCAGAACUUGAAACACCAAGCUGGGCGGUUUGGUAUCUGCCAGUAAAUGUGGUGCGAAACCCAAAGAAACCCGAAAAGGUUCGCCUGGUGUGGGACGCUGCAGCAUCGGUUGGAGGAGUCUCGUUGAACUCGCAGUUGUUAAAGGGGCCGGAUAUGUUAGUUCCUCUUCCGAAAGUUGUCAGCUGCUUUCAGGAGGGUCCGGUUGCAUUUGGAGGAGACAUCCAAGAAAUGUAUCACCAAAUGAAAAUCCGAGCUGAGGACAAGCAAGCGCUCCGAUUUUUGUUCGGAACAGACCCAACAGGGGCACCGCAAGUGUAUGUGAUGGACGUGGCCACUUUUGGCGCUGCAUGCUCGCCUGCUUCAGCGCAAUUUGUAAAGAAUCUGAACGCGGAACAAUUUGCGGAAGAAUUCCCUGAGGCAGCAGCAGCGAUUAUAAAGAAGCACUAUGUGGACGAUUACUACGACAGUGUGGACACCGUCGAGGAAGCGAUCCAAAGAGCCAAGGAGGUGAAACACAUUCACUCGAAAGGAGGAUUCCACAUACGUAACUGGAUGUCGAACUCGGAGAAGUUUCUAGAGGAGGUUGGGGAGCGCACCGCUAACGCAGCAAUUCACUUGACCCGGGAUAAAGACACGGAAUACGAGCGUGUACUGGGGAUCGUGUGGAAUAUGAUCGAAGACGUCUUCUGUUUCGCAAAAGCUUCAAAAUUAGAGCAGCUGAAAGUCCUCCGAGGAGAAGAACGUCCGACGAAGCGAAUAGUACUCAGUAUCGUGAUGGCGCAGUUUGAUCCGGUGGGUUUCCUCGCACCAGUCACCAUUCUGGGAAAAAUGUUAGUACAAGACCUGUGGCGGAUUGGUUGCCAGUGGGAUGACAUCGUGGACGACGCAUCGUUCAAGAAGUGGAAACGGUGGACGAACAUCCUGAUGGACACUCAAGCCUUCAAACUACCACGCAGCUACUUCGGCAGUGCGCGAUCAGAUGAGAUCGAUGACGUGCAGCUGCAUAUCUUUGCGGAUGCGAGCGAGACGGCCUACGGAUUCGUGGCGUUUUUCCGAGCCGUUGUACGAGGAGAUGCAAUGGUGAUGUGCGCAAUGGUGAUGAGUCGUGCGCAAUGGUGA
Messenger RNA from Ochlerotatus camptorhynchus, 2847 nucleotides. RefSeq lists its product as uncharacterized. The record is from RefSeq and is a predicted model, not a curated record. NCBI's taxonomy places the organism in Eukaryota, Metazoa, Arthropoda, Insecta, Diptera, Culicidae. The coding region runs from base 1 to 2847 and encodes 948 amino acids. The transcript has a single exon.